Penicillium brasilianum is the source of this 1373-nucleotide messenger RNA. Lineage: Eukaryota; Fungi; Ascomycota; Eurotiomycetes; Eurotiales; Aspergillaceae. The record is from the annotation of a GenBank genome assembly.
CGGAGAGAGAGUUCCAAAAAAAACCCGCCAUGGUGGUCAAAAACUACUCUAUUCGACGUAUAUACCCAAAAAUUGCGUGAUGCCUCGAAAAGCCCAUACGAAAUCUCGGUACGGGUGCGAUCACUGUCGACGCCGACGCGUCAAGUGUGACGAGCAAGGUCCCCCGUGCACGAAUUGCAUUGGCCGUCAACUGGAUGGAUGCACAUAUUCCCGUAUUCUGCCAGCAUAUCUGCUCAACACACGUCGAGGAAGCCAUGACUCUACCAAAACUAGUCCCAUCAGUCCUGGGCCGUUUGUUGGAGGCAAGGGUCUUGCUCCGCGACCGUCGUUACCAUCGUCGGGUGUUGAUGAGCUAGAGUUAAUGCAUCAGUUUGCGACGGAGACGUAUUUGAGUCUUUGUGUGAGCGAGUCGGAGAAAGUAACGUGGCAAAAACUCGUGCCUCGUCUGGCGUUGAAACAUCGAUAUCUUAUGCAUGGGAUUUUGUCAUUGGCUUCGCUGCAUAUCGCCACGACGCUGGAUCCGUCUCAAGCGCGUGUUUACGUUGAUACGGGUCUCGAGUAUCAUAGUGUGAGUCUUGAGCCGUUCCGCGUCGCAGUCGACAAUUUGACGCCAGAAAAUUGCGAUGCUGUCUUUGCAGAAUCGAUCAUCACCACGGCGAUCAAUCUAUCAUUACCGCAGCUUACGGCCGGGCAUGGGAAUGAGGGGAAAAUGACCGAAAACAUGAUGACGGCAUUCGAGCUUCUUCAGGGAGUCAAGAAGAUUUUGACGAUUGGUCGAUCGUGGAUCCGCUUGGAGCUUUUCUCCCAGGGCGAGUUCUGGAAAGAUACAUCUGCCGAGCUAGACGAGGAUACGGAUUCUGCACUGAAUCAAUUAUUAUUCUUGAACGACCAGAUCAAGUCGAGCAGCAAUGAAAGGCAACACGGGAUUCAUAGGGAUGUCAUUAAUCAUCUCAGACAUUGCUUCAUGAAGCUCUCGUGCUCCUUGGAUCCCGCUCCGGUCCUUGCUUGGCUCGGUGCUGUGGAUACUGGCUUUGUACAUGGCAUUCGGACGAGAUCGCCAUUUUCGCUUCUGAUACUCGCAUAUUGGGGUGUUCUUCUCGCUCAGCUUGAUGGUCAGCGGUGGUGGGCUCGCAAUGCGGGCAAGGCUUUGGUAACUGAGAUAUUGGUUUCUUUAAAUGGUGAAAAUCUCCUGUGGGAGGGUUGUCUGGCAUGGGUUCGGCGAAAAAUAGGCUUACAUGAUGCACAGAGGCAUGGUGUUCAGGGUUUGGGAAAAUCAAGUUAUAGCUGAUCCACUAGUUAGUUAGAGUCGGUGAUUACUUAAUAAGCCUGCACGGAAAACUGUAAGUUAAUUACUUUUUAUAACUAUAUCGGAU